GCGAUGUGCAUUGUUUGGAGACUAUGUUAAUCAAGUAAAUCAUUUCCUUGCCUCUGGCUAUGUGGAGCAGCCUGUUGUAGUGAUGCAACUUGCUAAAGUCAAGUUCUUUAGGGUAUGGUUGAGCAAGGUGUCAACGGUACCCAGCCACUCUUUAUUGCAAAUGAGGGUAAAGUUGUCUCCUUGGAAGAUGAUUUCAUGCGUUUAACUAGAAAAUGCACUAUUGAAGAGCUUCAAGAUAACAAUGAGGAGGGUUCUUUUAUCAUUUUUGGUACAAUCCAAGGUAUUGUUGAGGAUGGAGGUUGGUGGUAUUCUGCUUGUGUGUGGAAAGGGUAUCUAUCCUCAAAAUGGUGCAUAUUACUGUGAUUUCUGUUUGAAGCACAUAACUAAUGUGACUCCAAGAUUUAAAAUUAAAAUAACAGUUGAAGAUCAUAGUGGGGAGGGUAUUUUCCUUCUCUUUGAUCGUGAGGCAUCUUAUUUGCUUAAGAAAUCAUGUGCUGACUUGUUUACUGAGGUUCAAAGAGAUGCAAGUCUUGUAUGUGGGGAUACUUAUCCUCCCAUAUUCCAAGGGCUCAUUGGAAAGAAGUUACUGCUGAAGGUUGAUACCAAAGGUGUGCCACAUGAUACAUUUUAUGGCACUUUCCGAGUUAGGAGAAUAUGUGAUGAUCCCACGAUUAUUGCCAUGUUUGAGCUUCCCGAUUAUGAUGCUGAUGAUGAGUCAACCCCAAAAAAGGAGGCUGAUUUACACAAAUCUGUUCCAUGUGGAAGUGGUGAUAUUGGUGUUAAGAAGGAUUUAUCAAAGAAUUUUAUUAAAAGUGAGGAAAUUUCUGGUGAGUCUUCUGGGAUUUUAUCUAAAUCCCCUGUUCUUAUAGAUUUUCUGGCUGAAAAACAGCCUACUGUUUUCGGAAGGACUGAGUUUGCUCCGUUAAUUAAUGGUGAACAUGGAAAAGAUGACAAAACACCCAGCAGUGACACUGUUAGUGAUGAUCUUUCUGCUAAAAUAGAUAUAUUGCUUAGCUCACCAGAAAAAGAAAUUCAGGAGGUGUUGUCCCAUGUUAUUGAUGCACCUUCCAAAUAUGGAGAGAAGCUUAUUCAUGAAAAUGAUGUUGUCACCUCCAAGGGCAAGAGGAAUCUGAAUCCCCAAUUUGAAGAGGCCGCUGUUGAUGGAGAUGGGCGUGGGUUCAAGAUUGCCAAGGUUAAUGGAGUUUGAUCUAACGUGUGGAAUUGAGCUGCUGUGUCUAGGUGUAGGUAGUUUAUAUAGUAUAUCUACAAGUGUUUAGGAAGGCUUCUGAUUCCAAAUACAUCAAAAUGUGAUCAUACUGGCUUGAUGGUAUUUUGAUUUGACCUUUUUGGAUUGUGUCCAACAAAUAGGAUUGUCAGAUAUAGGGAUUUUUCUUUUCUGUUGGCUGUUGUCAUCUGUCAACUAUGUCUAUUGUCAACUCCUCCUUUUGUAAUAGUGACUUUGCUAGGGAUUGGACACAUUUUCAAUAUUGUACCCUCUUUAGGUUACAUACUAGGAUGUGUAUCAGAUCUUGGGUUCCUCCUUAUCAUAGGAGAGGUAUCCAUAUGUAAUUGUGUCUAUCACUAUCAGUAUUUUAACGAAAUGCGGCAGUUCUUAUUUU
Messenger RNA from Arachis ipaensis, 1619 nucleotides. RefSeq lists its product as uncharacterized. The record is from RefSeq and is a predicted model, not a curated record. Lineage: Eukaryota; Viridiplantae; Streptophyta; Magnoliopsida; Fabales; Fabaceae.